CAAGGCUUAAAUAAUGAACAUUUCAGGCUCUAUGCAGUAGGAUAAACACUACAUAUUACUAUGCAAAUGUUAUUCAUACAAUGUUUUACCUCUGCAGCAGCUAUAAUAAGAUGAAUGAAUCAGUUCUGAGGAGAAACAGGGAGAGUCAGGUCAAGUUCAGCAGGGGAGCAAAGUGCAGCUCAGGUGUCAAGGUGAGCGUGUGGGCACAGAUCAAGGUGUGAGCACUGGGGAAAUGUGAACUCUCGUCAUCAUUUGAGGAUAACAAUAGUUACUGGAGCUGUACCACACUGACUCAAACCUUCAGCUGAGACAUGCGGCCCAGCUGCAUAGUAUAGCCUGUUGUAUGAAUCAGCAGGAGAAUGUGAUUUAUUUCUGUGAGGAACUGUACCGCCUGCAAGGUGUACUUUCGACAAUGCAACACAGAAAUAGUCUCAUUUUCACACACUGACUGAAAUAAUGCGUCACACACUGCCAUCCCGCCUUUCAAUUAAAAUUUAGGCUGAAAUGUGAGCUACAUGUUGGUCACUUACUGCAUGUAUCCCACAGCCCAUGACGUAUGACAUGAUUUAGAGUCUAUAUUCAGCGUGUUGUAAAUGAGGCAGUUAAUUUUCAGUUCUUCGUGAUUUUUUGCACCUUCCUUUGGCACCUCGUGCCUGUGAUUUCUUCUUCCACAACACAUUUACGCUCAUCACUACCUCACUCCUCAUUCCCUCCUUCUCUCCUCUUCUCAUCUUUCUUUUUGCCCCCUGUCUAUAAUUGGAUUCUAUUUUCAGGCUGCUAUAAGUGUCUGUGUCUCUUGUGUUUGUGUCUCGCACCCCAUUUUCUGUCUCUCCUCCAUCGUCACCCUCUGUUCUUAUCGUUACCAUCGCUCCCUCCAUCUUUCUGUCGCUGUGUCAAGCCACUUCUCCUCUUUUCCUUCCCCUCUGUUUUCGCCCACAAACGGUUUCAUUUCUGCAAAACCUUCCAUUACCCUUUUUAUCCUUUCAUUUGUGACUGUUAAAUAUGAUGGAUAGCGUGCUAAAAGCCUUAUGCAAAAUUGUGUUAGGUGAAGUAAUGCAAAGCAGUGUAAACUGCACCUAACUGAUGUGAACAGUUCUCUCAUGACCUAAUUCUGGUAGUCUGGGUUACACAGCGAUCUGAGAGAGAGGAGGAUAUAUUUAGGGAGUAGAAAAGAUAUAAAAAAGGUGAUACAGAAUACUGUAGAGCCUGCAAAACACAGAAAUAAUGUAUGUGUAGGUAUGUGAAAUGGCAUGUCACACACCUUCAUGUUGACGUGACUAUUGAAACAUUUUUCAAAAAGGCAAUGAGCCAAUUAAACAGCAUUUAUAAAGGGGAGGAGUGGAAAAUGAGAGGGUGACAGAGGGAGGGAGUCAUACUGUAGGACUUGGUUGGCUGUUGGGAUGUCUCUAGAGGUGCAGCAUGUAUUUAAAAGACGAAAAAGACUUAGAGAGAAAGGAGGAGAGGCUAUCAGAGAUGGGAAAAAGUUGACUGACGAGUAGAGGAAAUGGGGAUCUCUCAUCAGACCAAAAAACCCUCACCAGGAAGGCCUGGAAGCUGCAAAGCCUCGACCCACACGCCUCAACGCGGUCACGUGGCACUUAACCGCUCCACGCCCGUAAGGACAGUGCACAUCCGACCACUGCCCGCGCGAAACACACCCCCACGCAAACAGCACACUCAGGCCGCGCAGACACGCAAGGUCCACACACAUCUGACGCAGACACGCAGGGCGAGCUCACAGUCUCAGCCCCAUGAGCAGUACACAGCACACAGCGAUCACUCAGGCUGCACCUUCUACUGCUAUUUCUGCUACUGCUGUUACUGCUGCUGCCUCACAUUGCUCUCUUUCUCUCUCCUCCUCCUCCUGUUUCCACUUCCCAACGCUCCUCCCUCUGCCUCCUUCUCUACUUUGUCCUCUAAUACCACCCUUCCUCCUUCCUCCUCCUCCCCUCCGCGAUCAUCAACUCCCUGUUUGGAUGAACUUUCCUGUAUGUAUCCUGACGUCAAUCUGACUUCUUCUGCUGUGUCUCCCUACUGCCCUGUGCCACCUUGUCUCAUCUCUGAUGAUUCUUUCACUCUCCUCUACGUCUCAUCUCCUGACCUCACCACUUCUGACCAACUCACCUCCUCUUGCCACGGCUCCUCUCCUACAUCCUCUUCCUCCUCUUCCUCUUCCGUGACCUCUGACUCCUUCCUCCCUCCUCAUCACCCUGUCCUCUGCCGGCCGUGGCCUUCUUCGCGCUCCCUUUCCUCCCUGCUCCUUUGCCCUCCCAGCUUUGGGGAUCCAGUCUUAUCCUAUGCAUCCACUUUGGAGCACAUCCCCUCUGGGCCGGCCCGGCCUCGGACGCUGCUGCGCCAGCAGAGUCUCCAGCAACCUCUUAUCCAUCCACCAGGCCCCGGUCUCAGCCAUCCUCCCACCACAUCCCAGAGCUUGGGACAAUUACACACUGCACCUGGACAGCCUGGGGGAGGCGGGGGUGCUGGGAGAGGAGAGGGAGGUGGCAGCAGUGGUGAGGGUGGGGGUGCAGGUACACGAAGUGGUCCCCGGGGUGCACGGGGCAGCCCAGCGGGAGCAGGUGCCUCACGCUAUAGGGGAGGCGGAGCAGGAGGGCGCACACGUGCCAAUCCCGGCAGCUGGGAUUACAUGAUGGACCAGAUCCGGAAUCGUGGCCUGGACGUGAAAUCCUUCCUUGAAGGGAAGCUGGUGGUCCUGGCUUUGGCCAUUGGUGUGGCCGAGCAAGAUGACUUUGCCAAUAUCCCUGACCUGCAAGAAACAGCGCAGGCAGCACCACCAACCAAUCAGGAGCCCCCUCCUGAGAAGAGGGGCAACAAGCCAGCUAACAGCCCCAAGGGCCAACCCCCUGAUGCUGAUGGUCACUCCUCCGUAACUGACCUGGCCAACUCUCUCACCGGAGACAUGGUGAUGCUGUCUCCAGGUUCAGAGGAUGAUGAAGGGCCUAUCAGUGAGAAGCUAGGCCGGAUCCAGUUCAGCAUAGGUUACAGCUUCCAGAACACGACUCUUACCGUCAAAGUUCUCAGAGGCCAGGACCUCCCGGCCAAGGACUUCUCUGGCACCUCUGAUCCCUUCGUCAAGAUUUACCUGCUGCCUGACAAGAAGCACAAGCUGGAAACCAAGGUCAAGAGGAAGAACCUCAACCCCCAUUGGAACGAAACCUUCCUCUUUGAAGGCUUCCCUUAUGAAAAGGUGAGAGAGCGAACUCUUUACCUUCAGGUGCUGGACUACGACCGCUUCAGCAGGAAUGACCCCAUUGGAGAGGUGUCAAUCCCCCUUAAUAAGGUGGAACUGGGCCAGAUAAAGACCUUCUGGAAGGAACUCAAGCCCUGCAGUGAUGGCAGUGGGAGACGAGGGGACCUGCUGGUGUCUCUCUGCUAUAAUCCCACUGCCAACACCAUCACUGUGAACAUCAUCAAAGCGCGCAAUCUCAAAGCCAUGGAUAUCGGGGGCACCUCAGAUCCAUAUGUGAAGGUGUGGCUGAUGCACAAGGACAAGCGUGUCGAGAAGAAGAAGACGGUGGUGAUGAAGCGCUGUCUGAACCCCAUCUUCAACGAGUCCUUCCCCUUUGACGUGCCCGCCCAUGUGCUGAGGGAGACCACCAUCAUCAUCACCGUCAUGGACAAGGACAGGCUCAGCCGCAACGAUGUUAUCGGCAAGAUCUACCUAUCGUGGAAGAGUGGGCCAGCGGAGGUGAAGCACUGGAAAGACAUGCUCGCUCGGCCGCGUACUAACGUCGCCCAGUGGCACGCUCUCAAGGCCUGAUCGCACCGCCCAGCUUCCUCCAUGGCCCCUUCCCACCUCCUAUUCCCCACUCCUCCUCCUCCUCCCCCAUUCCCUCCUCCCACUUCCAUCCUUAUGCACAAGACUGACUUGCUGCCAGGCUGCGAAACACGGGUACAAUUAGCCAUCUGCUCUCUUAAACCUUUAAACUCUUUUCUUUCAGAAUCUCUACUCCUCUCCAACUCUUCUCUCCUCUUCUGUUCUCUUCUCUCAUACAGCCGUGUCUUACUUUCUAUGUCUCACCACUUUGCCAAUGGUCCCCCUGUUUCUGACUGUCUGUAUGUCUGUCUGUCCUUAUGCACUUUGCCUGUGGAGGUCUGAUGUUCAGUUUCUUUGUUGACCCCUUGGUUCUGAACUGCACUGCAGCCCUUGACCCAUUUAAGGUGCCAGUCCCGUGGGAUCACAGAGAAUCUUAAGUAAUGAUCUAAUCUCAUAUAAUCCUAUUGUAUGACUACUCCAGGUACACAAUACUAUACAGUAUGUACUGUAUGUACAUAUACAUAUUAAUAUAUUAGGCGUAUAGAUUGGCAGAACUCUCUCUAUACACAUGACUAGUAUACAGUAUGUUAUCCAUAGCCUGUCUGCUGUUUCCCAUCUCUCCUCUCUCUUCAUUUGUCGCCUCGUCCUUGUCAUCUGUCUCAAGUGUAAUAUAUCCUGUCCCCCAUUUCAGCCCACCCUCCUUUUACUGAAAAGUGGUUUAAUGUUCAGCUGAAGCUGUCGAAAGCAAUCAAUACUCAGUUUGUGAUGAAACCAGCUGAACUCAAGAUGGAAUUGUUGAUACUGCUGUCUCUCUCUCUUUCUCCGUCCUCUUUUUUUCUUCUCUACGGUCUAAUUUUUAGCUUUUCUUCCUUAUUGUUCCCUCUUUCUCUUCCUCUGGCACAAUAUUAGUGAACCCCCGCCUCUCCCUAUUUCUGGACCCCCACCCCCACCCACCCGCCCCUCUUCCUUGUCGUCUGUGUGCUGUGGGUGCUGUGCUGUAGCUCCAACAAAUAUAGAGAUUAAAAAAAAUAAAUAAAUAAACUGAACUUUCCGAUGUUGGGAAAGCAAGAACACAAUGAACUUACGAAAUGGAUUGCUCCUGAUUUUUCCAGACAAAAAGCCCUGACGUGGAGAGAGAAAAAAGAAGAUGAAAAAAAAAAUCCCUAAGAUACGAUGAUGUCAUUUUUCACAGCAUCACCAACCGAGGAAACCAAUUUGAAAAUUUUCUUCCAAUACUGAGAUGAAAACAGAAGCAAAAAGCAAAGUUUGUGCUGUUGGUGCACAUGCAUCCGGUUGCGCGUGCACACCUCUGUCUGUUUAUCGAUGCUAUGAAUUCCUUGUGCUGCCCUGUGCUCUUGUUUUUGUGCUGACGGGGGGUCAAUCUCCAGCAGUUUUGAUUUGGUAUGGUGUGCUGCGUUACCGUGUGCCUGCGUGUGCGUGUGUGUUCACAGGAGCAACACAAUCCAGACUCGGCAGAAAUCUUCUUCUCUUUUCUCUUUCUCAUCUUGCGCUCUUCUUGCUCUUCUUACUGCCAUUGUUUCCCCAUCCUCCUUUACGGCCCUGCCCUCCGAACGAGGGCACGGGGAAGUUCUAUCUGCACUUUUUGAAAAUGUAAUAACAAUAAUAAUGAUGAUGGUGGUUUUGAUGAUGAUUAUAGUACUGGUGAAAAUUAAGGGAGGAGUAUCUGAAAGGGUGAGCAGCAGUUGGGGAGAGGCGACGUCUGCUCUAUGAUUUCAGGGUUUGGAGAUGGAGUGGAGGACACAGAGGAUGGAUGUAGGGCUCUCAUCCUCCUCUUUUUGUUCUUCUGAUUUUCCUCAAUGUUCCUGUGUACAUGUGCGUGUGUGUGUGUGUGUGUAUGCGCAUGUGUGUCAGCUACCAGACUCCUGGUGGCAGGCUGCUAGUGUCUGAAAUGUCAGACCAGGAUAGAGAGAUCAGGCUCGUCUGCUUGUCACAUGGAAGCAGCAGGCCAGCACAACAGUGUCAUUAUUACACAAUGUGUUGAUCAACAGCAGGGAUGAUUGGAGUUCUAACUAAGAGCAUGUAUGCUUCUGUAUGAGUAUGAGUGCAUGAUGCUGAACAACAGGUGCGUAUAUGGAAACAAUAAGACAGAUGAGCAUUUUGGCUUCAGCACAGAAAGAAAAACAAGAUAACGAGGCCUUCUCUGAGUUUUUAUUGUUGUUCACAGAAACUAUAAAUGACUGUGUAUCACAGACAGUGGGUGUGAUGUUAGAUGAUGGUCUGAUCUGCCACUGUGAGAUACUGUAGAAGCAGAUUAGACAUUAUCUCUUCCCUGAGUGCUUGAGAGCACCACAGAGUGUACUGGUAGCUGCUUUGCUUGUCAGGCACAUUCACUUCAGCUCAAUAUUUCUGUAAUGUAAAUAAAACAGUCACAAUGCAGCUAUGUGAAUGCUGUCAGCCAUUAAGAGCUGCUCACACAGACGUCUGAUCUUCCUUAGUGUACGCUCUACUGUAACUGUCUGUGUUUUUACAUUCAUAAAGACCUGUGAAGCAUAAUCCUGUCAGCUACUCAGGAUUUUUUUUUUUUUUACUGCAGUGGCUUAGUUUUUAUUUUUAAAUGAGGAUCCACCUUUCAAACAACUCUCAGGUUAGACUGAGCAAAUAUAAUCAGUUGUUUGCUUUUGCAGCUUCUGAUAAUGCAGUAUUUAUUGUUCCUGCUAACUCUAGCUCCAUCAAAAUCCAUGCCUGUUGGUCCUGCAGUGGAUUUUAUUUUCUCUUAUCUAGCAAUAAUAUGAUAGCAUCUUGUCUUUUUGUGCUUGUUUUGAUUUCUGCUAAUGAUAACUCAAUCAACAUGAUACAAAUUGAAAGAUAGUCUAAUUGGAGUUUGAUCUGCACCAAGUAAGUCCUCGUGCCCUGUCUGUAUAAGCUGGUCUGGGCAGCACACAGCGUGCUGUGUGAGUGUGUUCUGGGCAGCGUGCUUCGUGUGAGCCUCGGUGCUGGCUGCUGUGAUGCACUGAUCCAGUCCAGCACCCUUCAGAACAAUUGGCCAGCCGUGGAACAGGGCCCACUGUUUUGACAGCCACUGCCUGCAGUGUCACAGCACAUUACACUCUCAUUACGUGGUCAGAAAGGAGCAAUAUCUGCUUCCUUGGACCUGGGGGACUAACUAUUUGCAGAGGUAAUACUCAGAGCUAAGAAUAAUACAAAACUUGGAGCACUCUCAUUAGUAACCAUGAAGAUGAUGGGCAGGGAUAAAGACUUGUCAGUCAAAAUGAGGAAAAUAAUCAGUGGGUGAUCGCUGCCGAAGCUGUGAAAACCAAACGUGUUUUGAAUGCACAGGUGUGCAGGUGAUGAGUCAACACAAUAACUCUGCUAUUUCCUUUCACCAAGAUUACAUCGUGCUCAAGGAGUGAUAAAUUGCUAUGCUACCAUGGUUUACAAAGCUUCGUCAUCAGUGACCCUGUAAACUGGGGGAUAUGGCUUUAUUUUUAGUAACAUGAGCCACAGUGUGAUGCCACUGAUCCCCAAGGUACACUGGAGGCUGGAAGGCUACAGGGUUGGGCUUUUAAAACUUACACUGAGUGUUUUUGAAUGCACACUGCUUCUUAAAUGUAAAUCCAAAGCACAAUAUUUCCUAUUUUUAAAAGUUCCUCAAUAGGAUGGUCAUCAGAUAAUUAGCCAGUGACACUUUGAGAUUCCCUUUGGGCAAAGGCAAGAGGUUACUGAGCUCACUGUUAAAAUGAAAAUGUAAUUCAUGGUUGUUUUUUUACCCCUCGUAUUUUGUUGACAUUGGUUUUACUUCCCCAGUGUUUUGAGUCCUGUAGACCUGAGUGCUGUAGAUGUAAGAAUAGUAAUAAUUGCUAAAUCAAUCCUUAAUAAACCCCACCCUACAGAACUGACCCUAAAACAUCAACUAAACAAGGAAAUAUUUCAUAUUUCAUUUUUUCUAUGUAAUGCAGAAACAAAUACACAGUAUAUUAAUUUAGUUUUUCUGAAGAAAUUUACAGUAAGUUAUCCUACAGAGUGAGGUCCAACUGCCUAUUGGUCUCUGAGAUAGAAGUAAUGGGUCAUUAUUGGUAGUGGACUUCUGAAACAUGUCAUCAGAUCAAAAUCAUGUCAAUCAUGAAAUUAGGAAAUGACAUGAGCAUGACAUCAAGCUGAUAAAACAAAACAUUAUGUUAGUAAGUGUUAUUUUUGAGCUGUUAAAGAGAGCCCUGGCUCCAAAACAGAAGAUUAGGGUUAAAGGAAGGACCGGAUACAAACAAGCUUUACACAUGCAGAGAGUAUUUAUCUUAAUUUGCUUAGAUUAAAACAGGAUCUAUGAUUAGUCAAGGUCAUAAAUAGUCCAUAAAGGUAACUAUCACCUCUAAAAAUAAUGAGAAAUAUACUCAGAUGUGAUUGUGAUGCUGCCGACACUUUCAUAACAUAAAAUCUCAGGAUCUUACUUUAGGAAACACGGUGUAUCAGAGUGGCAUGUAAUUCAUCACAGUCUAGAAAGUUUCACACUCCAUAAAAUAACCAGGAGUCUCAAACAUUAUGUUCUCUCAUUGCCAGCAGUCAAACAGCAGCACCAUUAAAAUGGAUGGUAAGCUCAGAGCCAAACAGUAUAAAGGCGAAAGCAAUUUCCAAAUCCCAGUUUUAUUAUACUGCCACCUGUCUCACACCUCUAAACUUAUUGCGUUUUGUUGGCACCAACACUGUCAGCAAUGACCUUCAACAAUCCUGAGCUCAUGAAUACAGCAUGGCGGUAUUGCAGAUGCUUCCAGUCAAGACUUUUUUCAUUCUUUUUUUUUUUUUUUUUCAGACUAAUUCCACUCAGUGCACUUGGUCUCCUUGUGUUCAGCCUCUGCUCUGUCUUUCAUCAUUGCUCCGUUCCCUGGUGAAGCCAACUGGUAGGUGCAGGUGUGGAUAAUUACUGUUUGAUUACUACGGUUUAAUUCAAGAUGACAGACAUAGCCAACACUGGCCACAACUUUGCCACUGAAUAAAGGCUGUUAAAACUCACAUUGUACUUAUGUAAAUUAAAAUUUUACCGAGUUCAUUUGAUAUUUAUCCAUUUACUAAUCAUUCUAGAGAGUAUAGGAACUUUCUAAUUUCUAUUUUCAAGUUUUCUGAAAAUUUCUUUAACAUUAUGCCAAUUUGUGUUUUAGUUGUACGACUCAGUCAGUCCACCACUUUGGUUCAGACUGAAAUAUCUCAACAAUUACUGGAGGGAUUGUCAUGAAAUGUGGUACAAAGAUUCAUGGUCCCCGGGGGAUGGGGCAUGUUGAGGUUGGUGACUUUUCCUCUGGCACCAAUGUGAGGUUGCCUUUUUUUUUAAAAAUAAUAAUUUUGAUGAUCCCUUAACUUUUCAGGUCAAAAUUGCUUUGGUUUAUGACCAAAUGUCUGCAAAAUUAAUGACCUUCCCAUCGGCCUCAGCUGUACUCUGUAUUCAGUGUUAAUAGGCAGAUGUUAGCAUGCUAACAUGCUAAAUGCAUGCUGAUGUUAGCAUUUAGCUCAAAGCAUUGUUGUGCCUCAAUACGGCCUUACAGAGCUACUAUCGUAGCUGCAGUCACUUAGUCUUGACAUCAGUCUCUAUCAUCGGCUAUAGUAAAGUAUAAGAUUAAUCUCCUGGACUCCCAUCUGCUCUGAAAUGUUUAUUCCUGGGUGAGUUCCCCCAAAUUUAUCAUUGCCACCAGCAGCCUUCUCUUCUCUCUUUACUUUCCAAAUAACUGAAAGCUUUAUUGGCUGAAGGGGUCACACCUGUUUGCCAAGGGAUUAGCAAGAUAUUCCUCUGAGCUUGAUGAUAUUGUUUGUCCUUGUCAUACUCUCAGCCUCUUUCUUCCUUCACUAGUUUUCCUUGAUGGAUAUGGCUUUCUUAAGAUGAGCGUCAAUGACUCACUCUAUUGGAAAGGUGCCUGCUUUGCUGUAGUUUGUGCAAUAUUAAAUUAAGGGUACACUGUGCUUUAUGUCUUAGAGAACUUGAGGUGUGUGUGUGUGUGUGUGUGUGUGUGGAUUACAAUCAGGCUGUAGUAAUCUCAUCCUGGAGGGACUGCAGUUGAUGUUUUAUUCUGCUGAAUCAUAUUAUGACGGCUGAGUCAGCCCAGAAGUCUUCUGGGUCACCUUUGUCAUUUGUCCAGUCAGUCUCUGUGUGUCUCGCCCUGCGCAGACGGACCUCGCCUCCCCCAACUCACCCUUUCAAUUGUUUUAAGCAUCUGGUGAAAACCAAUGUGACUUCUCCCAAUCAGGGUUCAAGCAAGCAUUAUGUGAAUGGUAACAAAAUGAAUAUGAAAAACAAUAAGUAAUAAUAUCUUUUUUCUUUUUGUUCACAUUUGACUGUUGGUCAGUGUGUAUGUAUGUGUGUGCUUGGUGUUCUUGUGUUGGGUUUAUUUCUUUACAAAAACGUGAUAAGAAAAAUCCUUCUGUUUUUGAAAAACUUUAUGUAAAUAUCGUUGGUGAAAAUUAACAUUUGUUGUACGCCGAGUUUUCAUUUGUCACUUGAAAUGAUGAAGAAAACAAUGAUAUUCAUGAAUAACAGUGGUGAUGUUGAUGAUGCUGAAGCUGAUUAUACCUGCCCUUCUUGAAUAAGGGCUUUUGAUGUCCGCUGUAUUUUUGUUGGAGGUGUCGUGAGGUCGGGGCAAGAGAAACAAAGGGAAGGAGUGAUACCCAACACAUCCUAGGCCCACUGUAGCAACACUGCCACAUACCUUUUACUUGCCCCCUCUACACCUCUGGGAAAUAAACUAUGUAGCCUGUGUUAUUUAUGCCAUAAAACAUCUCUGUAUUUUUAUUACAAACAGAGUGUUCCCUGGCUGUGUGAGGGCACUGUUUGCCUCCCUGUGAAGUCACUCUGCCCUGGUCACUUGGCAUCACAUCUCACCCUGUCUGUUUAUAGGCUUGGGGAUUUACUGUAAUGCCAUUGUGUUAGACGGGAUUGGCCCUGUACUGACACUGAUGAUGCCUUCCUCAUUGAAUUUGGAGUCAUUAUUGCUCUGCUUGAGGCCAUACAUGGGGAUGGGCAUGUAUGGAGAAGGGAGUGGAUGGACGUACAUCAUCCGUCUGACCCUGUGAAGAAAUAUUGCAUGCUUGUGAUUCAGACUCUCUUUUUUUGGUGGUGGUGGGGGGGGUGGGGGUAGACUCCUGAUUAAGCACAACUGACUGCUGUGAACUUGCCACAUAAUAGGCCCAUCUCUUGCUUAGUCAGAUAUUUGUAAGAACUCUCAAACUCCAGCAAGAAAAACCCAGGAUUAGCGCAAGAGCCAAACUAUAAACCGCCAUAUGGCAGACAUAGUGGAAAUAAGGGAUUUUAAUCAUGAAAUAAAGCGAGGGAGAAUAAGAUUGAUCUUCCCAAAUGUCCAAAAUAUGCCCUGUGCCUUCUCAACAGACAUAUAUUCAGCCCACUGCUGCAUCCAAAAAUUACAAAAAUGCACAGGGCUGUGGUCCAGUUAUUUUUUGCUGCAGGUGUCUAUACACCCACUUCCCCAUUUUCCAUAUGCCAUAGCCUUAUGUAUCUGGCUGUGGCUUGUGUACAGUGCAGGGAUGAUGCUUAUCGGUUUCAUAUUACUUCUAGGACUGUCCCUGCCACAGACAUGAUACGGUACAGCAGAUACUCCCAGCAGCCGACAGCAGGAAGGACAGUGGAUACAGUCCUGCCUUCAUUUGUAAUACCAUCCUUUAGAGGGAGUCUCACAGGGAGUCAGAAAAUACACACACACACACACACACACACACACACAAACAAACAAUCUGCCCUUUAUCGAUGCACUGAAAAUAAAUUCUGACUAUUUUCCCUAAAUCCAGAUCCUUCAGAACAUGUGUAUUUUUCUUUCCUCGCUGGUUGUAAAUAGACUUUGUGAAUCCGUUAGAGCAGCCUCUAACUCCUGCCAUAAUGUGGACAUUUUUUGAUCAGGUAGGUAAUAAGCAAUACACUUAAUUGAUCCUACGCCAUACUUUGAAAUAUUACUUACCGAGUCUUGAUUGUGACUCUUUGUGUUGAGGGAUGUCGAGGGUAACACUCCUGUUUCUUCACCUCCUUUCUCACCUUGCCAUGGCCCACCUCUUCAACAAAGAGUGCUCUAACUUAAAACACACAAUUGUGAUGUGUACAAUCUAAUUUAAUGUAUUUAUUUACGUAUUUUUGCCAACUUUGUAUAGUGUAUAAAUAUCUAUAAAUAUAUGAAAAAUGACAGUACUGUAUAGAUUUUAGCUGCCUGGUAAGGUUAAUAGUAUAUACUUGGUAGACUAAAAGAAAAAGCGUAGAGCUGUUCAAAAGCCAGUUACUGAGAAAAUGCUUUCUGUAAAACCUGGUGCCACUGGCUCUUUUUAUAUUCUAGGUUUCGUUUCUGGUUUAUUUUUUUAUUAUAGCCAGUGGGAUCCAAAAGUGUGUGUUGUUCUUCUUUUUGUCCGUUUGUUUGUUAAUCGGUUCGUUUGUUGUUUUUUCUUGAGAAGACACAGCGAGGUUCUGGCAGCCAGGAGAGUGCAGUGGAACGCAGACUAGGACCCUGUGCAGUAGUGUGUGUGUGUGUGUGCGUGUGUGUUUUAGGUGUGCGUCCGUCCAUUGUAGUGCUAGUGCUCUCUGUGCAGUGCCUCCUCCCUCCCUCCCUCCCUCCUCCCCCUCUCUGAUGUAGUUUGUCAUGUGACGCAGUGUGUGUUAAGGUGCAGGAUGACUGUGUUUGCUGAAGCUGGCAGAUGCCCUCCCUCUCUUUCUGUGUCUUCUCGUGUCCACUCUGCUUCUUCAUUACAACGCUUCAUUUUAAUCCUCCACCGAGUAUAGAUUUCCACUUCCUCUGCUCGAUUGUUCAUUUACUCUCCCGUUCAGCUGGUAAUGCAUACACCACAAGUCUAAUUUCCCAGUAAUCCAUGCUUCCUCAUCCAUCUCUGAUUCUUUGUCCAUUAGCAGCUCUCAUCCGUCACCCACCACAUUACCGUAGAGCACCUUGUUUUUCUACAGAGCUCUGUGGACCAGAGAAUGAUUUAGCACAAAAAAAGGAGGGGGAUACGUGCAUCUUGUCCGUGGUCAUACCUUCAUGGUUUUCUUAUUUACCGUGUCGUGCUUCUAACCCCUCGUCUCUGUACAGGCUCUGAGGAGAAGGGCAGCUGUCAGCUCAGCACACAGAAACACAAAGCAGCCAUAUUCAGAAGUCAAGCACAGACUUGUGACUCAAAUGUAUGUUGUGGUGGCUUCACUGCCACCCUGUUUGUAGCAAGAGCAAGAGAAUAGCCUUAAAGAUUGGACUAACUACACAAAAAAAGUAAUGGGAUAUGUGCAUUUGUAGUGGACUAUUAUUAUCUUCCCUCUCCCAUACCAGAUUUAUUACUCAGUAUUCCAAUGUGUUGCUUGGUUGCUCUGUACAUAUCUGUGUAGUACUUCUGUUGAUGUCCCUGUAUUAGGAUAGUAACGGGUUCUUACUGGGCGGCCUCUGCAGACGUCCUCUCCCUCCUGCCUCGCCUCAUUUCCUCAAAAAAAACUUCAAACAUUCCAUCUAAAUCUCAAGCGAGCAACAUUUUAAAGAUGAUUAGACUUCACAUUGGCUGGGAGUAAAACCACAGAAGGACUGAAGCACAGACAUUUCCACUGGAGCCAUGAUAAUAACCAAGAUGUCUUGUCUGUGCUCACGUCCCUCUGAGAACCACAAACCUGCCACUGACAGCACACUCAGCAUAAAGACCCUCUGCUCUGCUCCUCCAAACUCACCUCCACACCGAUUACACCUGGCUCUGAGAGGUCACUGGGUCACCGACUGGUUAGAGUUUGGAGCCGCUGACCUCCCAGGGGAGGAUAAAGGUGAGGUAGGUGAGGAGGUGGGAGAGCCCUGGGAGGCGGCAGAGAGGCGUGUCCCUGCGGGUGACAUCCUGGGUCAAGGGGGAAGGGAGCGAGGGCGUCUCGAGGUCAAACCCAGUAGCACUUUGGUUUUGCGUUCCAUGUUUUUUUAGCCUCUCCUGUUUUUUGGCCGAGCGGACUGUGAUCUUACCGGUUGAUUUUCUCGUUCUCCUCCACCCAUCAGUGUUACAGAGUGUGUUGGGUGGACGGAGCCAUGGAGCUGAGCUCUGAUUUUGUUCCAUAUUAAAGAAUCAUUUUUACUA
This is a messenger RNA of Lates calcarifer (barramundi perch), 13795 nucleotides long. RefSeq names its product synaptotagmin VIIa (gene syt7a). Gene Ontology annotation, cellular component: synapse; membrane; synaptic vesicle. The coding region runs from base 1505 to 3778 and encodes 757 amino acids. The transcript has 8 exons. Gene Ontology annotation, molecular function: calcium-dependent phospholipid binding; clathrin binding; SNARE binding. Gene Ontology annotation, biological process: cellular response to calcium ion; regulation of dopamine secretion; vesicle fusion. The record is from RefSeq and is a predicted model, not a curated record. Lineage: Eukaryota; Metazoa; Chordata; Actinopteri; Centropomidae.